ACGGGACGGUUGCCUACAAUACCAACAGCACCAACAACCAAACGUAACCAGCCAGCCAAGUUAAACACUUUUACAACGCCAACAAAUAAUUCUUUCGAGUGAGUGCAGGCUGCUGAGCACGUUUGAUUGUAUGUGUGUGUGUCUAAGUGUUAGUGGGCGUAGGAGGGCUGGUGCGCAUUUGUGAGCGUUUUGGCGAGUGGAGGAGCAACAAAAUCAACAAUUCGUUGGCGCCGCCGACGACCUCGCCACCCAUCCCCAUCGUUGUCGUUGUAUAGUCGCUGAGUACCGACUAUAACGGUAUACUAUCACUGUGACGAUGUGGUGGCCACAUGUGGCAGUGUGUGUUGUGGCGGCCAUCAGCCAGCAACAGAAAAGCUAAACGUUAAGAGCCAAAGUGCCACAAACGGAUUUUCCGUAGGUAGAAGAGUAGACGCCAUUUUUUCCUCGUCGCUUGCGACGUACGGCCGUACUUACUGUCUAAGUGUGUCUCUGCAAAUGCGAGUAAGCUUUGGAGUGUAUGUACGUGUGUGCGUAAAUGUAAGGAAAAAUAUAUUUUAUUAACGGCAGUGGAGAAGAUUGCAGCGCCGCUGAAAGGAGGAACACACGGACGACACAGUGUGGCGGAACACUUUGUACUUUGGUUUUGGUAGUGUAAUGGCAAAAGUGACGGGUAACGGUAACGGCGUCGGAGUCCGAGACGCUACUGGAGUCUGAGUCUGAGGCGAGUCGUUGACGCUAGCAGUGCCAUAGAAAAACGCUUUUUGAGCCAAAGUGUGAGAAUUUGUUGUGCACAAAGUAAAAAAAAAAAUCCAAUAAAAUAAAAAUAUAAAGGAAGAAAAAAUACUGAUAAAGAAAUGCCAUUGGGUGGGACGCAACGCUGCUGGCGAGUGUGGUAACCUGCCGAACGGGCUUAAGUACUUGUAAAUAAAAGAUUUGUUUGCAUAUUUUUCACACUUCGUUGCCUAAGCGGAAUGAAGUAAAUUUUUAAGUGCGUACAAUUUCUGCAGCCGUCAAGGCAUAUGCAAGGGAAUUGCAGCGGAAUUAUUGAAGUGUGAAAUUCAGAGGCGUGUGGAUGCAACGACAAGCAGCGAAAAUGUCUACGGCAAUGUUGUUUGUGGCGGCCCGUAUUUGUAGUAGUUGUGGCAGCAUUGCAGAGAGCGCAUUCUAUAAGCUAUGGCAACAUUAAUACCGUCCUCAAAUGUUGAGGCCGCUUAUGAAGAUAUGUUCAAAGAAAUCACAAGAAAAUUAUAUGGGGAAGAGACCGGAAAUGGUUUGCAUACAUUGGGCACACCGGUUGCGCAGGUGGCGACCACUGGGCCCACAGCACCCGAAGGCGAGCGUUCAUUCACGAAUUUGCAGAUCGAUCGCAGCGCUGCACCGACCAUCGAAUAUGACAACAAUGCCGCAAUGGCAGCUAAUGCAGCGGCCAAUGUAGUGUCAACAGCUGCUGGCGCGACAAAUGUUGUUAUCCAACAACAACCCGAAGGUUCUGUGGUGGUAGCAACAACAGGCGGUAAUUUCAAAUCGGAAGAUCACUUGAGUACGGCAUUUGGUCUGGCGGCGCUAAUGCAAAAUGGUUUUGCUACUACCACAAGCGGCGCCACUGGCACCGCUGGUACGGACCAACAACAGCAACAGCAGCAGCAACAACCACAACAACAGACACAAAUCGUACAGUGGACAACACCAACGGCAACAGGUGGUAAAUUACAAAGCUAUACGGCUGCCACUCAACAACAGCAACAGCAGCAGCAACAACAACAACAACAGCAGCAGCAGCAACAACAGCUUCAGCAACAAGUUGGCACAUCUAAGUCAAAGUCCAAAAACCGCAACGACGCCACCACCGAAGUGAUCUACACUAGUCCCUCGACCUCCGGCAACACCAUGAAUUCCGGUCAGGCCCAACAACAGACCGCACCUACAUCAUCGUCGAAUGCUGGUGCGGCCACCAGUUCAAGUGGCGGCAACAGUCGCAAGAAGUCCCACAACAACAACUCGUCGCAUAACAACCACCAAAAUGGCAACAAUGCCAACAACAACAACGGCGGCGUACAAGUGCAAAAACGUUACGCUUGCACUCACUGUCCCUACUCCACCGAUCGACGAGAUCUCUACACUCGUCACGAGAACAUACACAAAGAGGAGAAGCCCUUUCAGUGUUUCGCUUGUCUGAAGCAAUUCAAUCGGGCCGAUCACGUGAAGAAGCAUUUCCUGCGCAUGCAUCGCGAAUUACAGUACGACAUAAAUAAGACGCGGCGUCACGUACCCUCGUCGAACACGGCCAACAGCGGCGGCGGCAAUCACCAUGCCGGCGGACGUGGCAACGUCACCAUAACAGCGGUAAAUACUCAACUCACAAACAAUACGAACAUCAGUUGUGGCUCACCCGAGCAAAAACCCAACAUCAUAUUCCAGGGCGCGAACGUACAACUGGACAAUGCAUUCCUGGAGACGCAACGACAGCCCACAUCAUCGAUCAUGAGCAUUGCGGAGACCAUUGAAGCGGUGGCAACGGCCGCUGAUGCGCCAUUACCACAACUCAAACAGGAGAAGCAAGAUGACAUUGUUGGUGGUAGUGGUGUCGGCGUUGGCAUCGGUGGCGGCAACAUUGACAAUGGUGGCAUUGUUGGUAACAGUGGCGCCCCCACUGGCAAUCUUAAGCCGAAACGUGAGAAACGAUUCACCUGCUGCUACUGUCCCUGGUCUGGCGCGGAUAAGUGGGGCUUGAAGCGUCAUCUGAAUACGCAUACAAAACCGUUUGUAUGCUUGCUGUGCGACUAUAAAGCCGCGCGCUCCGAACGCUUGGCCACGCAUGUGCUGAAGGUGCACAAUAAGCGCGCAUGCAACAAGUGCUCCUUCCUUGGCGACACGCAAGAGGAGUUUCAGGCGCACAUCAAUGAAGUGCAUUUACUUAAAAUGGACGCAAUCAGUCGCAACACCGCUUCAGUCGCUCAGGAUUUUCAUAAGGCGGGAGGCGUGCAAGAGUUGAAAAUUCCAGCUAAUCAUCAACUCCUGUUCAAUAAUAAACUGCCUUCACAAUGGACGACCAAAGAGGCUGCGGCGCUACUCCAUUCCCUAAGCAACAACAGCAACUUUGCCAACAACUAUCAGCAACAUCUGCAGCAGCAGCAGCAACAUCAGCGCAAUAAAUACCACCACCAGCACCACAACAACAGCAAUACCAACGGUCAUAUGCGUCAGCGACAACAUUCGACGGGUGAGGAUGAUGAGAACACACCCUCGUCUGCCUCAUCGACCACCUCAUCGAGUGAUGAUGGCGCUUCGCCGUUAAAAGGCAUUGUUCGGCAAUAUGCGACUGAUUCAGCAGCAACAACAGCAGCAGCCAUGCAUCACAGCAAUGGCGGCAGCGGCAGCGGCAGCAGUUAUGGCAACAGUGAGCAGAGAAAGGCGAUGUCGGCAUUCUUGAGCGAAAAUUUCGAUCUGCAAGAAACAUCUGAAACUGUAAUGGAAAUGAUGGCAGCAGCAGCUACUAGCAACAACAACAAGCGCAAAUACCAGCAAUACCAACGGCUGGACAACGAUGAAGAUCAAGAAAAUCAAGAGCAGCUUAUUAGAUCGCCUCCCGCGUACAACAAAGUCAUAAAUUACCACAACACCAACAACAACAACAACAACAACAACAACAACAACAACAACAGCCAACAUACGAAAACCAGAACGCUCAACCAACGUGCAACGAAUGCCGCGCACAACAACCGCGAACAUCGUCUUGAUCUGCCGCACAUUGAUCGCGACAACAAAGAGAACAACAAGCAGAAUGCUGCCACAUUCCUCACCACUAUGGAAUAUCAGAAUUUGAAUAAGGUUAGCACACAAAUACAAAAUUAUGUCAAGGAUAUCAUCAGUAAGUAUUAUGCGGAGACGCCGCUCAUGUAUCCGGCCAUGCCGACGGCUACCGAGACGCCACACGGCAGUCAACAGCCCGCGGAACUACAACUGUCACAGCAACAACAUCAGCAACCCUCACCAACGCGCCGCAAGCGCAUGCUUAGCGAGACAGAGGAGUACAUAGAAUAUUUGCGCAACAAAGAGGACAUCACGCUGACCAUCACACCCAAAGUGUCCGCCGCGCAUAAGCAGCGGCAUACCAGUGCCGUUUCGCACCUACACCAACAGCGACUAAGCCCCACGCACUCGACGCUGGCAGCAGCAACGCCGGCUGUGACACUAGCGCCCAUUGUUACGACCAUUCCACAGCCAAUACAGACAUCACAGCCACUACCACAACAGCCACAGCAACAGCCCAGCAAGCGACGCAAAUCGCUAUCACAAAUAGCCACACUGUUGCCAUUGCUGGCGGAUGCGGCCUGUCAGCAGCAGUAUCUCACCGCGCCACUGGACUUUAGCAAAAAGCCUAUGCACGCCGCCAACGUGGCCGCGACAAUCAUGCCCACACCCACGCCAGCAGCGCCUACGACAUUUAACGCUUCGCCCACGCUCACACCUACGCCUGCAACAGCAGUGGUGGCACCCAUAUCAGCAAAGGUCUCUGUCAUACAAGCUGCACCCAUGCAAAAACAAAAACCACAACAACAACAAAGCGCCGCUGCGCCGACUGCUGCCGGUGGCGGUCAGAGCGCCCACGACAAGCGUUCGUCACGCAAACAGGCGCAACCAAAGAAAAUACGCGCGCCACCAGAGGUAAUAGUAGCCAUGUUGCGCGACAAAUACCUGAAUCGCAUGGUCGAUCAUAAGCUGAGUUGUCGUGCGUGUGCGCAAGACAAGCAGCGCGCCGCCGCGAUGCUCGUAUUCAACUAUCACACCAAGGGGUCAUUGGCGUUGCACAAAUACUGGAGGCAUCGGGUGGUGAAAAAAAGCUGUCGCCAUUGCAAGCAAGCUUUCAAGCAGCGCAGUAGUUUGGUGGUUCACUGUUGGCGUGAGCAUCGUGACGUCAUGCAAAGCAAGGGGCGGAGGAGGAGUGUGAAAAUGGUAAAUGAAAAGAUAAAGAAGCAGCGAAAGAGGGGAAGUAAGAAACAGUCGAAGCAAGCGAAAAAAGCAAAAAAAGCGGCGUUGAAGGCGUAAAGUGGAGUAGGAGGAAGUAGUAGAAGUGUUAACAUAUGGACACACAUGCAUGUAAAAAUGCGAACCGUAAUGUGGGUGGAUUGCUUGGGCCAGCCCAAGUAGCUUGGAAUAAGUUAGUGGGCGCGUAAAUUGCAGUUACAAGUGGUGGGCGUGGGCUUUAAUAUGUACAUUCAAUGUUUCAAUGCACUAACUUGCGCAUGCGCGUAAAAUAAAAAUAAUUUAGGCUUAACCAAAAUUUUUUUUUAAGAAUGAUUUUCAAUGUUGAAAAAAAAAUAUUAAAAGAUGGCCGAAUUUCCAAAAUAUUUAUAUGUAUUUCUCGGCGUAAUCCAAGAGAAUUCAAAACGCAAUUUUUUUUAUGAAUUCAAUUUUUUUGCCCUAUAACCCAAAAAGCAUUUUAUUAUUUGCAAGCUGUAUGGUUUAAAAAUAUACAGAGAGCUUCAAAAAGCUUGGCAUGCAUGUCUAUGAAGUAACCAACUGCGACAUACUAUCUAUGACGUAGAAUAUUAAUGGUCUGAAAUAUGCAAAAAAUCGUUUUGAGUUUGGAGAGUUGACCUUUUAAACAACCAGUUUGAGGGAUAUGGCUUUCUACAACGAAUAACAAAUACUUUUUUAAAAUUGCUCCGAGGGGUGACAACACCCAGCCUUGUACUUAGAUUUGUAUAUCUAAAUAAAAUUUUAUUUUAGGAUAAUGUGGGUUCAAUUAUUUCAAAAUUUAUUGGGUCAAGUAAUGUCUCUUCAACUAUUUCCGAGUGCUUCCAAUUCUCAAAACCAAAAAAAAAUUUAAAAAUUUAGAUAAAACUUUCUGCUACAGUUUCAUAUCACCACUUUUCAGCGUCUUAGUGUUCCGUUCAGCUAUAAGUUUUAUAUGCACGUCAAAGCCACAACCCUGCUUGUCUCAUUUGUCGCAAAUUUUUGCGCGCUCAAAAGCCUACCAGCCGCACAGAUUUCUCUGCUUUAAAAAAAGUCCUAAAUAUUUCAUCAACACUCCAUUUUUUUUGUUUUAAAUAAAACAUAACUGAGUAGAUACAUAAAAACAAUUUUUGGAUAAGGAAAAAGCGCGGCCAUGGGUAGAAAUAACCAGCCAUAAGAAAGCGGUCGGACACACUCGAAUAAAAACUUUUAUAAGAUAGAAAAUACAUACAUGCAUAUGUAGCUAAUGAAAAGCAGUUUUGCUUCAAUCUUUUUUUAUAUUUCAUUUUACAUUUACCAUUAUUUAAAUUGCCAAUAAGUGUACGCCGUUUAAGUUACUUACAUUUAAGUUAUAAUGUACCUGAAAUAUGUUUUCUCUUAAAACUUAAAGGAAAAAGGAAAACUGCUUAUGCAGCAUGUAUUAAAUUAAUAUUUGAACAAAAAAUAAAAAUAAAAACACAUUGCGAAAAAGCCUUUCAUACUUAAUUAAAUUAAAUUAUAUUACAUUAAUUAUAUAUACAUAUAUGUUAAAUUAUAAACAAACUAUGGUUAUGUAUUAUAUCGUAUUUGGCGCCAUCCUAAUGAAGUCACAAAAUACAGUUAGUGGCUAAACACAUACUCACACAUGUAAAAGUUGCGCUCGAGUAUGUUCAAAUAGUGUUUACACGAAGCUUUAAUUUGCCAAUUCCAUUGAUGAAAAUUUGGUUAUAACAGAAAUAUUUAUAUACAUACAUACACUGUAAUUUAGUAAAAGUUUUAGCCUCGUUAGGUGGUAAAUUUAUAUGAGAAUUUAAUUAAUGUUUUGUUUGUGGUACGAAGCAAAGAAACUUAAUAUACAUAAUUUAUGUUGCCAUUUGCCCAAGAGCAAAUAUAAAAAGUAAUCUUAACACACACAAACACUUCGUACACACACACACACACACACACACACACGUAUAGCAUAAGACAAAUGUUUUUACAAGAAACCAGCAAAGGUAAAGAGAAAAACUAAAAACAACAUUUUGUAAAGGGUUUUCGACACACUCGAAUCUUUAAUGAUUGCAGAAUUGUUUCACCAACUUGCCACUUGCGUACUUUAUACAUAUAAAUCUUAUUUAUGUGUCUAAAUAUAAAAUACAAGUAAUUUUUACAAAAGCAUAUAAUUUUUUGCAUGAAAUUGUGAAUUCCAAAAUGUAUUUUUUUAUAUUAUACUCAUUUGAAUGCCUUAUUUUAUUGUUUUACUUUUUACUUUAAUUAAUUUUAUUAUAUUUUCACGUAUGCUUUAAGUCACCUUUAAGUCGCCUUUUUCUUGCAUAAAAUUAUAUUUAGUUUAUACACAAGGAAAGCAAACAAAUAUGCAUACAUGUAUGUACAUACACACAUAUGUAUGUGUGUAUGCAAAAUUAGAAGCUCACUUAAAACUUAGUACAUAAUAGUAAUUGCAACGCAUUAUACUCAUUUCCAUUUGACCAAAUAGUCAAACUAAAAAACAACAAAGACCUUUAUUUAAAAACCAAUAAUAAAAAUUAAAAAAGCACUUGAUGUACGUAGCAUAUAAAAAGCGAGCGUUGAUUACCAUACGAAAGCGAAAGUAAUGGACUGAAAAUGCAACAAAAGAAAAAACAAACAAAAACACGUACAUACAAACCUAAAA
This is a messenger RNA of Rhagoletis pomonella (apple maggot), 7588 nucleotides long. It is a transcript of the gene chn, whose product is annotated as protein charlatan. The record is from RefSeq and is a predicted model, not a curated record. Gene Ontology annotation, molecular function: chromatin insulator sequence binding. Bases 1174 to 5046 code for a protein of 1290 amino acids. NCBI's taxonomy places the organism in Eukaryota, Metazoa, Arthropoda, Insecta, Diptera, Tephritidae. The transcript is spliced from 5 exons. Gene Ontology annotation, biological process: regulation of transcription by RNA polymerase II. Gene Ontology annotation, cellular component: chromosome.